AGUUGUUUAGUGAAAAUCAUGAACUGAAGUGUUACUAAAAAAAAACUAAAAAUGAGCGACCGAAAUCACGAGCCUUCUCUCAGUAAUCAUACGCUUGAAAAAGUUAAAAAAGCAAAAGUCACAAUUGAAACUUUCUACUCAAAUUUGCUGAAUCAGCAAAUUGAGCGAGAAGGGCGAAUGCAAGUGUUGGAAAAGUCAAUGCAAAAAGAUGGAUUAAAUGAGGAUCAGUGUGAAAAGAAGCGUAUGCAACAUGCACAAAAAGAAACUGAGUUUUUGCGAUUAAAACGCACUCGACUUGGACUAGGAGACUUUGAGAUGCUUAAAGUUAUAGGCAGAGGUGCUUUUGGAGAGGUAAGAUUGGCACAGAAAAAGGACACCGGGCAUAUUUAUGCCAUGAAGAUGCUACGGAAGAAAGACAUGAUGGAAAAAGAACAGGUUGCCCAUGUUCGAGCUGAAAGAGACAUUUUAGUUGAAGCUGAAAACCCAUGGGUUGUGAAGAUGUUUUAUUCCUUUCAAGAUCUUUACAAUUUAUAUCUUAUCAUGGAAUUUUUACCUGGAGGGGAUAUGAUGACACUUCUGAUGAACAAGGACACUCUAACAGAGGAACAAACUCAGUUUUACAUUGCCGAAGCUGUACUUGCAAUCAAUUCAAUACAUGAACUUGGAUUUAUACACAGGGACAUAAAACCUGACAACCUACUAAUAGAUGCGCGAGGGCAUAUUAAGUUAUCUGACUUUGGUUUAUGCACUGGAUUAAAGAAAGCACACAGUACGGAUUAUUAUAGAGACCUUACACAAGCUCAGCCUAUUGAUUUUACAACGCGACCAUUAAACGCAAACGAUUCUCGAAGAAAGGCGGAAACAUGGAAAAGCAAACGUCGAAAGCUCGCGUACUCAACAGUAGGCACACCAGACUACAUUGCUCCUGAAGUUUUCCAACAAUCUGGAUAUAAUUUAAGCUGCGAUUGGUGGUCAUUGGGGGUCAUAAUGUACGAAUCACUUAUAGGUUACCCCCCAUUUUGCUCCGAAAGCCCCCAAGAAACUUAUCGUAAAGUGAUGAAUUGGAGAAACACUCUCGUCUUCCCAGAUGAAGUCCCGAUCUCGGACAUCGCUCGUAAUUUGAUCCUCUCUCUCUGCACGGACCCCGAGAAAAGACUCGGAUUUCCGGAGGUGGACUCUUUAAAAGAGCACAAGUUUUUCAAAGAUGUAGACUGGAUUCAUAUUCGGGACAGGCCAGCUGCUAUUACAAUGUCAAUCAAAAGUUUGACAGACACUUCCAACUUUGAUGAAUUUCCUGACGCUGAUCUUAAACUAGAUCAAAUAGAUGAGAAUAAAGACUGGGUGUUCAUUAACUACACGUACAAGAGAUUUGAAGGUCUAACACAACGUGGGAGUCUUGUUAUGCCUUGAUUUCAAAGUCACAGGUUUUUAUCAUUCACUUUUAGAAGCAAAACUGCAAAAAAUCCGCAUUUUAAUCAUGAUUUUUCGGACUUACACUGAAUAUUAAUACUAUGUGUAUGUUAUAAUAUGCUGGAAUGAAUGAACUAAUAUAUACUGACCCAUAGGCGCUAAGCUUUUUAAAACACAGGGGAGGCAGGAAUGGUUAGACGCACAAUUCUAUAAAAAUAAAUAUUUUUUUUUUGGUUUAAAUUUUUAUUUUUCAAUGUGGUGUAAAAAUUUAGGGGUGGCCUGCCUACCCUGCCACCCCAGGUUUGGCGCCUAUACUGCCCCUAAUUUCUAUCAUUAGUGUGAUUUGUUACUGUAGAAUAUACUUUGCACAUACAUAAACCCUGUGUGGUACUGUCACACUGAUUCAAACAGGGGUGCUGACAUAAAGAUAGUAUAAUAUAUUCAAUUUUACUGUUAUGUUGGAUUUUUUGGACAUGUCGAUUUAACAUAAAUGUAAAAGAAAAUUCGUUUUCACUAACUUAUCCAUACCAGUCUGUGUUGAAAAAUUUGAACAAAUUUAGCCGAAAGUAGAAUAUGUCACUAAAAUAGUAAAAUUUUAAAACUUUCUUUCUGUCCUGUAUAUUUCAUGUCUGUAAAGCAGCGGUUCUUAAAUUUUGUGUCACAACGAUCUGGUGUAAAAGUUAAAAAUUUAAAGGCGUCGCAAGCUAUGUCGUAUUUAUAAAACAAAACGGACUAAUUUACCAUUUUUUCUAGCCUGCCCAUCACAAAAUUAUACGAUUUUUUAUCAAUAAAUAAAAACAUGACAGCAAAUAUUUAAAUAUGAUUUUAAUUUCAUACAUUUCCGUUUAAAACUAAAACCAUCUUCAAUAAAUUACAUGUAAGCUGUAAUGUUUAUACUAGGUCUGACCAGAAAAUCUGUGCUUUAUGCACCUAAACAAUUUUUUUUUGUACAAAUUUGGAAAAAAACGUUACCAACAGUACAAACAAAAGGCGCUAGUAAAAUAUGGACAAAAAUGAUACAAAAAAGAACGCUUUUAGCACGAUUUAUGAAAAAAAAAACAACUUGUUUAUAAAUUCUUAAAUCGUCGUGUCCCAAAUCCAGCAAAUGUUUAAUUCCACCGCAACGGAAAAAUUUAAGGAUCCCUGCUGUAUAGAAUUUGUGUUUUAACAAUAUGUUACACCAACGUUAUACUUUGUGAGAAAAUUGUUCACGCUUUUAUUGUGAGGUGAUUUAGAUUAUGACGCAAAAACAGUUUCACUGUUCAAUCACGACCAUUUUAUUUUAGUAAAUUCAAACAAAUA
Molecule: messenger RNA, 2712 nt
Organism: Ciona intestinalis (vase tunicate)
Lineage: Eukaryota; Metazoa; Chordata; Ascidiacea; Phlebobranchia; Cionidae
Source: RefSeq, a predicted model, not a curated record